Molecule: messenger RNA, 2120 nt
Organism: Sebastes umbrosus (honeycomb rockfish)
Lineage: Eukaryota; Metazoa; Chordata; Actinopteri; Perciformes; Sebastidae
Product: Krueppel-like factor 2
Exons: 3
Coding region: 320-1495 (391 amino acids)
Biological process (GO): regulation of transcription by RNA polymerase II
Molecular function (GO): RNA polymerase II cis-regulatory region sequence-specific DNA binding; DNA-binding transcription factor activity, RNA polymerase II-specific
Source: RefSeq, a predicted model, not a curated record
GUCACAGCUACACACACAGCAGCUACACUGAGCCUCCGCUGCCUGAGAGCAGCCGCUUUAUAAAGAGCUAAAUUUACUGAACCUUACGUUGUUUCCUGAGCUCUCACAAUUGGCCAGGCGCGCUCGGGUUAGAGGGUUAUAAGAGGUUUGGAGGACGUCCUUCCACUUUUAAAACUUCAUGUUCAUGUGCUCGGAGCGCAGCUGUGGAGAGCGACAGUAAGAGACAGAGACAGAGAGAGACAGAGAGAGACGCGCAGAGUCUCUGGUGCGACUCAACAAGAGAUUUUGACAAGAAAUAGUUUGUUAUUUCACCAAAACGAUGGCCUUAUCCGGAGUGAUGCUACCUUCAUUUUCCACCUUCUCAAACCAAAGAGAAAAAACCUGGGAAAACAGGUGGAAAGGAGACAUGGACAGACUAGUCUCCAGCAGCUGCUCCAUGCUUGAGAUGGUACACAACCUGGACAAUCACAGCAAAAGGGACGACGAGGAUCUGAGUAACUAUUUGGAUCUGGAUUUUAUUCUCGCCAACACGACCGGCUCCGAGAGCAGCGGAGCGGACUUUGUGAACACAGACCCGGGCAUGUACACACCGGGCUCCUCGGUGCCUUCCUACCCGGCGGAGGAGCACCGCUCCCCGCCUCCGCCCUACGGCCUCAGCCUCAUGACGGAGCUGCUCCGCUCCGAAGGAACCAACAACAACAACUACGGCGUGACGCGCAACAACUCCUGCGUCCAGGGGAGAUUUUACGUCAACACGUCCGCGCAUUUCCCCCGCCACCAGGAGAUCAAAGUGGAGCCGCCCAUGGACGGUUACGGCCCCGUUUUGGGCAUGGUGCCCCAGAGCUGCAGCAGCAAAAUCAAGCAAGAGGGCAACGUUUCGUGCAUGAUGUCCUUCGAACAGCCCCGGGUGGCCAUCUCCCCGCGGGCAUCCAGCAACAUGACACCGCCUCUCAGCCCACAAGACCAGGCAGCUUCCGACUUCUCAUCCAUGAACUUCUCUCAGAAGUACCACCACGGUGCACCGGCAGCGGCUUUCCCACACCACCCUCAGGCUCCACACAUGCAGAUGCCCUAUCACGCCCAGCACACCGCCGCAUUUGGCAUGUACGACGAAGGUCUGAGCCUGCAGCCAGGGGGCGCUCAGAGGGUGAUGCUCACACCGCCCUCCUCUCCGCUGGAGCUGCUGGAGGCCAAACCCAAGAGGGGACGGCGCACGUGGCCGCGUAAGCGCACGGCGACGCACACCUGCACCUACGCCGGCUGCGGGAAAACCUACACCAAGAGCUCACAUCUGAAGGCACAUCACCGAACUCACACCGGUGAGAAGCCGUAUCACUGCAGCUGGGAAGGCUGUGGAUGGAAAUUCGCCCGCUCCGAUGAGCUGACCCGCCAUUUCCGCAAACACACCGGACACAGGCCCUUCCAGUGUCACCUGUGUGAACGCGCCUUCUCCAGGUCUGACCACCUGGCGCUUCACAUGAAGAGACACAUGUAGAAGGAGCCCACAUAAAGGACUUGGGAAGGGGGUUGUUAUUUUUUUUAAAAUUGUGAUUCAACUGAUGUAUUUUUUAUUUAAAAUUGUUGACCAAACAUGACCAAAGUCUUUUUUUUAUAUAAUAUUGAAUUAAAAAGUUUUAUUGGUAUUAUUUUCUAAUAACGUAGCUGGUACUACUUUGGUUCAAUAAAAAGCUUUAGAAAAGCUGUGUUUGCUUUAGAGCAGGCAGACCAUGGAAGGGGCUGGCCCUGUAUAUAUACUACUACUCUCCUUUUGACAGAACUGGAACGCUGUGUUUGACACAAAAGUGCCUUUCUAUGACUGUGCUACUGUAAAACUCUUACGACAUGGCCUCAAAACAGUACAUGUUGUUAUUGACAGGGGUGAAAUGCACAUACAGAUGCCUAACGUGCAGAGACAAUGUUUUAUUUAAACUGCCUCAAUGUCUGAAUGGCCUGAACUGCUUUAUUUUAAUUCUUGAAUUUCUUGGAUCCAGCACCCUCUGUUCACUAUCAGGGCUUGAUGUCCUGUGCAUUAUAUUUCACUUAAAUUUAUAUAAAUAUGUACAUGGUUUUAUACUGUAAUAUGUGUAUUUAUUGUAAAUAUUAAAAACAAUGAAAUUGAA